Messenger RNA from Fukomys damarensis (Damara mole-rat), 3685 nucleotides. RefSeq names its product RAS p21 protein activator 1 (gene Rasa1). Gene Ontology annotation, biological process: regulation of GTPase activity. Lineage: Eukaryota; Metazoa; Chordata; Mammalia; Rodentia; Bathyergidae. The transcript has 25 exons. The annotation marks the transcript as partial. The record is from RefSeq and is a predicted model, not a curated record. Gene Ontology annotation, molecular function: protein binding.
GAGGGCGACUCGCUGGACGGCCCCGAGUACGAGGAGGAAGAGGUGGCCAUCCCGCUGACCGCCCCUCCGACCAACCAGUGGUAUCAUGGAAAACUUGAUAGAACGAUAGCAGAAGAACGUCUUCGACAGGCAGGAAAGUCUGGCAGCUACCUUAUAAGAGAGAGUGACCGGAGGCCAGGGUCCUUUGUACUUUCAUUUCUUAGCCAGACAAAUGUUGUCAACCAUUUUAGGAUUAUUGCUAUGUGUGGAGAUUACUACAUUGGUGGAAGACGUUUUUCUUCACUGUCAGACCUAAUAGGUUAUUACAGUCAUGUUUCUUGUUUGCUUAAAGGAGAAAAAUUACUUUAUCCAGUUGCACCACCAGAGCCAGUAGAAGAUAGAAGACGUGUACGAGCUAUUCUACCUUAUACAAAAGUACCAGACACUGAUGAAAUAAGUUUUCUGAAAGGAGAUAUGUUCAUUGUUCAUAAUGAGUUAGAAGAUGGAUGGAUGUGGGUCACAAACCUCAGGACAGAUGAACAAGGCCUUAUUGUUGAAGACCUCGUAGAAGAGGUGGGCCGGGAAGAAGAUCCACAUGAAGGCAAAAUAUGGUUCCAUGGGAAGAUUUCCAAACAAGAAGCUUAUACUUUACUAAUGACAGUUGGCCAGGUCUGCAGUUUUCUUGUGAGGCCUUCAGAUAAUACUCCUGGUGAUUAUUCACUUUAUUUUCGGACCAAUGAAAAUAUUCAGCGAUUUAAAAUAUGCCCAACACCAAACAAUCAGUUUAUGAUGGGAGGCCGAUAUUAUAACAGUAUUGGGGACAUCAUAGAUCACUAUCGAAAAGAACAGAUUGUUGAAGGGUAUUAUCUUAAGGAACCUGUACCAAUGCAGGAUCAAGAACAAGUACUCAAUGAAACAGUGGAUGGCAAGGAAAUCUAUAAUACAAUUCGUCGUAAAACAAAGGAUGCUUUUUAUAAAAAUAUUGUUAAGAAAGGUUAUCUUCUGAAAAAGGGCAAAGGAAAACGUUGGAAGAAUUUGUAUUUUAUCUUAGAGGGCAGUGAUGCCCAACUUAUUUAUUUUGAAAGUGAAAAACGGGCUACAAAACCAAAAGGAUUAAUAGAUCUCAGUGUAUGUUCUGUCUAUGUUGUUCAUGAUAGUCUCUUUGGAAGGCCAAACUGUUUUCAGAUAGUAGUUCAGCACUUUAGUGAAGAACAUUACAUCUUUUACUUCGCAGGAGAAACUCCUGAACAAACAGAGGAUUGGAUGAAAGGUCUGCAAGCAUUUUGCAGUUUACGGAAAAGUAGUCCAGGGACGUCUAAUAAACGCCUUCGCCAGGUCAGCAGCCUUGUUUUACAUAUUGAGGAAGCUCACAAACUCCCAGUAAAACAUUUUACCAACCCAUAUUGUAAUAUCUACCUGAAUAGCGUCCAAGUAGCAAAAACUCAUGCAAGGGAAGGACAAAACCCAGUAUGGUCAGAAGAAUUUGUCUUUGAUGAUCUUCCUCCUGACAUCAAUAGGUUUGAAAUCACUCUUAGUAAUAAAACAAAGAAAAGCAAAGAUCCUGAUAUCUUAUUUAUGCGCUGCCAGUUGAGCCGGCUACAGAAAGGUCAUGCCACAGAUGAAUGGUUUCUCCUGAGCUCCCAUAUACCACUGAAAGGUAUUGAACCAGGAUCCCUGCGCGUUCGAGCGAGAUAUUCCAUGGAAAAAAUCAUGCCGGAGGAAGAGUACAGUGAAUUUAAAGAGCUUAUCCUGCAGAAGGAGCUCCACGUUGUCUAUGCUCUGUCACACGUAUGUGGACAAGACCGGACACUCCUGGCUAGCAUCCUCCUGAGGAUUUUUCUUCAUGAAAAGCUUGAAUCAUUGUUGCUGUGUACACUAAAUGACAGAGAAAUAAGCAUGGAAGAUGAAGCCACCACCCUAUUUCGAGCCACAACACUUGCCAGCACCCUGAUGGAGCAGUAUAUGAAGGCCACUGCUACUCAGUUUGUCCACCACGCGCUGAAAGACUCCAUUUUAAAGAUAAUGGAGAGCAAGCAGUCUUGUGAGUUAAGUCCAUCAAAGUUAGAAAAAAAUGAAGAUGUGAACACUAAUUUAGCACACCUAUUGAACAUACUUUCAGAGCUCGUGGAGAAAAUAUUCAUGGCUUCUGAAAUACUGCCACCGACACUGAGGUAUAUUUAUGGGUGUUUACAGAAAUCUGUUCAACACAAGUGGCCUACCAAUAAAACCAUGAGAACAAGAGUUGUUAGUGGUUUUGUUUUUCUUCGGCUUAUCUGUCCUGCCAUCUUGAAUCCACGGAUGUUUAAUAUCAUCUCAGAUUCCCCAUCUCCUAUUGCUGCAAGAACUCUGAUAUUAGUGGCUAAGUCUGUGCAGAAUUUAGCAAAUCUUGUGGAAUUUGGAGCUAAGGAGCCUUAUAUGGAAGGUGUGAAUCCAUUCAUCAAAAGCAACAAACAUCGUAUGAUCAUGUUUUUAGAUGAACUUGGGAAUGUACCUGAACUUCCGGACACUACAGAACAUUCUAGAACUGACCUGUCCCGUGAUUUAGCAGCACUGCAUGAAAUCUGUGUGGCCCAUUCAGAUGAACUGCGGACACUCAGUAACGAGCGUGGUGCACAGCAGCAUGUAUUGAAAAAACUUCUGGCUAUAACAGAACUGCUUCAACAAAAACAAAACCAGUAUACAAAAACCAAUGAUGUCAGGUAGCAGCCGUCGUGGGGUUUUGCAUGGAUUUGACAUGCCCAACAUGGUAAUUGACAUCAGUAAAUGUCUCCUCUGCUCUUGCCAAAAAAUAGCACACCUUUCCACAUUCCAGUGAUGUGUGAACUAUGCAAAGAAAACUGAAGAUUCUGCUGGUGACUCAUGACCAGCACCUCUGUAAGCUGUCUGUGCAGGACAUUUGUACUUAUCCACAUGGAACCUUCAACCAAACUGUGAGCCUUGGUGUACAGAUCACCUUUCACAAAAAGAUGCUAGGACUGUCUUCAACUCCGAAAGUAUAUUUUCAAUACAUCCAAUUGCCAAAGUUUUACUGUCUUUUGGAAAAAGAACUAUGAAACCAACUGACAAGUAAAAGUGUUCUCUAUUGACAACUAAGGAUAACUGGACUCUAGACUGUUCUCACUGUAACUUUCCUGACUGGGAAUAUGACCAUUUGACUGUUCAACAACUGUAUUUACAGUUUCCAGGGUUUGUCAUCAUAAUAGGAACAAUCUUUGCUAUAUACUUUUUAAAAAUACUGUGUUAUUUCUCAUUCUGGAACUGUUGAAAGAAAAUAUAUAGAAUGGAUCUAUUGCUCAUCAGCUUUAUUUUUUAAAACACACCACUUAUUUUGUUGGAAUUGUCAAAGAUUGUAUUUAGAUUUCAAUGCUUUUGUUAAAUGUUUACAACAGUAAAUAGUUUGAAUUCAGUAAGUAUUAUUGGUCAUUGUGCUGAUCUGUGCAUGUUACCCAUUCAACCAUUUUAUAGAUUCCCAAUUUCUUUGUGUAAAAAACUAGAAUGCUUUUUAAUUCAGAAUUGAUUUUUGUACCCCUUUGAUUAUGCAGACAACUUCAUCAGCCACUCACACAACUUACCCACCUUUGAACUUCUGACUACUUGUAUCUGCUGGGCUGGAUAUUUAGUCGGACUGUAUAGUUUUAAUUUGCUUCUGUAUGUGUAUUUUUGUGAAGUAUUCACAAGGGUUAAGUUAAAAUAAAACCAAGGGAUA